GUUUCAAGCUGACCUUGACCAAAUAGAACACAAUGGAUUUAAGGAACAAUAAUAGGAUAAAUUCUACAAGUUCCACUGAGGUUGAAAAAUAUCGUUUGCGGCGUUUGCGCCCCCCACCCUAGACGAAAUCCUUAAUCGGUCCUUGAUUGACGUUGUUCUAAUUCGACAUUAAUUACACGAUGCACGUUGCCAAAUCGUUAUACUCAUACUACUCAUAGUGAUCAAAGUAAUGAAUACAAUAAAAGAUUACUUUGUAGAAGAUUAACGAUUAGUAACGAAUAUUCGAAAGUAGCGAGACUCAACACCACCAGUUUUGAUAGCUGAUUACCACGUGGAAUCCUUGUAUUAAAGUGUGUAGUGUUGGCGACCAGAAACUCAGGACCGUAUUCAGAACUGUCAAAACUGUGUAUAUAUUAUCUUAUUCCUACCUGACAUAAAAUAUAGUCAUGAUAAUUAGCAGCCAUUUUGCUUGUAGCGUUUUUUCUUGUGUGCAAAGUGACUUUUCUGAAUAAAAGCAUUGUUGGGGAGUAUGAAAACGUAGCGUACAAAAGACCACAACUAAAUACGACCCUGUCUACAGAUCUAACGUUGACAGAUCUGUCAGAAUUGUGUCACGUAUCGAUAUGGGAAAUUUUGAAAUAUUACUAGAUAAUCUGUUUACGUAAUAGAUAUUCGUGAACAAUACUUUACAGCUUAAGAGAGUCAUAAAGGUAAUAAUAAUUUGAUUCAGACAGUAGUUUGUUUCCUGUGUUGCAAUCAUAAAAACAUAUAAUAUAUAAUCAGACGUUCAUCCCUACUAUUGUUAUCGACCAAUGUCAUAUGUCAAGAAAGAGUUUGACAACCUUUUCCGUGCCUUCUUUCUCAUCUUGCCAUGUUCUGUGUCAGUGAAACAUUUGAAAAACCAAUCUCCAGGAUAAGGACCCUAACCUAACCCUAAGCCAAGUUCUUAUUUGAGAAAUGUAAAUUUGUAAUUGUGAUUUUCAAAGAUCUGUGAUUAAAAAAGUAUUCAAGUAUCCAAAAUGAUGGACGAAGCAGAAUUUGGCCACCGAGCCCGGAAAAGAAUUAGGGAGGUCAAGAAGAAGGCUCGACCAGAACUGAACACAAAAGGUGCUUGGAGGCAACAGGGUUACGCAAGUCACUUCGAAAAAUUCAAACAAUUCACAGACAACUGUGAAAGGAUCUCCGUGACAAGUUGUUCUCCACAGGAUUUUAUCACAUACUAUGAACACCCUUAUAAACCCGUUGUGAUAACUGGAUGCCAAGAACGUUGGAAAGCUAAAGAAAAAUGGACGUUAGAAAAAUUAGCCAAAAAGUAUAGGAACCAAAAAUUCAAAUGUGGGGAAGAUAAUGAGGGAUAUAGUGUUAAGCUGAAAAUGAAGUAUUAUAUACAUUAUAUGUUGACUACAAAAGAUGAUAGUCCUCUGUACAUAUUUGAUAGCAACUUUGGUGAGCACCGUCGCAGAAAAAAGCUGUUGGAAGACUAUGAGGUUCCUCCAUAUUUUCAUGACGACUUAUUAAAAUAUUCAGGUGAAAGCAAAAGGCCUCCAUACAGAUGGUUUGUCAUGGGACCAGCUAGAUCUGGAACUGGAAUCCACAUUGAUCCUUUAGGGACUAGUGCAUGGAAUGCUUUAGUAGUGGGACACAAAAGAUGGUGUCUGUUCCCCACACAGACUUCUAAAGAUUUGCUGAAAGUGACAGCACCUCUAGGUGGUAAACAAUGUGACGAAGCAAUAACUUGGUUUAAUUUCAUCUACCCGAAAACUAAAGAGCCAGACUGGCCUUCUGAUUGCAAGCCAGUCGAAAUACUGCAAAAACCUGGUGAAACAGUUUUUGUACCUGGGGGUUGGUGGCAUGUAGUCCUCAAUUUAGACACAACAAUAGCUGUUACUCAGAAUUUUUGCAGUAGGACCAAUUUCCCUGUGGUUUGGCACAAGACAGCUAGAGGAAGAGCAAAGCUGUCAAAGAAAUGGUUGAAAGCAUUGAAAAAACAUGUACCUAGCUUGGCAGCAACAGCAGAAAAAAUAAACCUUGAACAGCCUUCAGGGGUUGCUUCAGAUAGCUCCAGCAAUUCCUCUUCUAGUUCCAGUUCUGACUCAAAUAGUUCAGAAUCUGAGGUAGAUGACGAUAGUGGGCAAGAAUCCCUGUCUACUAGUAAAAAUAAGCGAAAAUCAGACUGUGAUCCUGAGCCGAAUAAGAACGUUAGUUCAAAACUGGUAAGAACGUGGGAACUCGAGAUUGAACUUUGCGUGCUACAAAAUAACUUGAAUACUGUUUUCUAGGUUUCUACCUCACCAAGCAUAUGGUCAGUCAAGGAUUAGGAAUUUUGUAUUUCUAGCAGAUGGAAAAUGGAAUUCGGAAACAAUUGUAAUGGGCUAACGUUGUAGGCUUAACGUUCUAACUUUAAAGAUGCUCCUAAACAUGGGAGCGUUGAUAUCAUUGUUUACUCCAGUUUGAGAAUCAUAUUUUCGUACUUUUAUGUAUAACUAGAAUUCGAUAAGAUAUGCCAUUGUAAGAUCAAAUAUAAUUUUGUUACAACUGGAAUCUAUUAAAAGCAGAUUAAAGUACAACUUAUUCUA
Messenger RNA from Acanthoscelides obtectus, 2576 nucleotides. Lineage: Eukaryota; Metazoa; Arthropoda; Insecta; Coleoptera; Chrysomelidae. The record is from the annotation of a GenBank genome assembly.